GCGCAGCCUCAUAACUCCCCCGCAAUCACAUAUAUUUUAUUCACAAUCAUCCAUAAUUAAUCACCACCAUCAAAUGCUUCGAGAAUAAUUAAAAAAUGAUUCUGAGGUUGCUCAUUUUCACAGCGUUGGCUGUAACAACCGCCAAUUCAAGUACGCGGCAACAGUCAACGUUUCAUUCAAUUCAAGUUGACUCACCGCCAUCAGUUCGUUCUCGAAUAAUAUCUGCAUCAGUAAACACAGCUUCAUCAGUAUGCAACGAGAAUGACUUUAGAUGUAACGAUGGAAAAUGUAUACGUACCGAAUGGAAAUGUGAUGGAUCUGGUGAUUGUUCAGAUGGCGAGGAUGAAAAAGAUUGCCCACAUCCUGGCUGUAAAUCUGAUCAAUGGCAAUGUGAUACCUACACAUGGCACAGUGUCUCAUGUAUUGCCGAAUAUCAAAGAUGUGAUAACAUCACUGAUUGUGCAGAUGGAUCAGAUGAAAAGGAUUGUCCUGCUUCAACUGUGGACUGCAGUUCCCAAAAUGUAUUUAUGUGUGCUGAUGGGAGACAAUGUUUUGAUGUGUCGAAGAAAUGUGAUGGAAAAUAUGAUUGUAGAGAUUUAAGUGAUGAAAAGGAUUCUUGUUCCCGAAAUCACACAGCCUGCUUCCAAUAUCAAUUCCGUUGUGCUGAUAAGACUCAAUGCAUUCAGAAAUCAUGGGUUUGUGAUGGAUCGAAAGAUUGUGCUGAUGGAUCUGACGAACCUGACACUUGUGAAUUCAAAAAGUGUACGGCCAAUGAAUUCCAAUGCAAGAAUAAACGUUGUCAACCUCGAAAAUUCCGUUGUGAUUACUAUGAUGAUUGUGGUGAUAACUCGGAUGAAGAUGAAUGUGGAGAAUACAGAUGUCCACCUGGAAAAUGGAAUUGUCCUGGUACUGGGCAUUGUAUUGAUCAAUUGAAACUUUGUGAUGGAUCAAAGGAUUGUGCUGAUGGAGCUGAUGAGCAACAGUGUUCGCAAAACCUGUGCCCAUCACUUGGUUGUCAAGCAGGUUGCCAUCCAUCACCACAUGGAGGUGAAUGUACGUGCCCAAGUGGAUAUAAACUCGAUGAUCGUUUCCAUAGAACAUGUUCUGAUAUCAACGAAUGCGCUGAAUUUGGAUAUUGUGAUCAAUUAUGUGCAAAUCAUCGUCCAGGCUUCACAUGCUCAUGUCUUGGAGACUGUUUUACACUUCAAAUGGAACAUGGUCCAGGAAAAGAUAACCUGACAAUGAGAGGAUAUUGUGUAUCAAAUAAUGCUGAUAAAAUGAAACUUUUCGUUGCAAGAAGAGAGGGUCUCUACAGAUUAAAUCCUAAAAAUCCAGAUGAAGAAGUCAAGAAAUUGGCUUCUGGAGAAUUCAUUUAUGGUAUUGACUUUGAUUAUGGAGAUCGUAAAAUCUUCUGGACUGAUCGUCUUGCUCAUUCUGCAUUCAGUGCUGAUGUUGAUGAUGAGGGAGAAAUUUCACAAAUCAAAAAGUUGAGCUUGAAAUCUCUUGUCUAUCCACGUUGCCUUGCCGUUGAUUGGAUUACAAAUACCCUUUACAUCAUUGAGUCUGGAUCAAGAAGAAUUGAUGUAUCAUCAUAUGAUGGAGAACGAAGAACAGUUCUUCUUGCUGAUGGCCUUACACUUCCACUUGAUAUUGCUCUUGAUCCACUCAGAGGAGAAAUGUUCUUCACAAAUCAGCUCAAACUUGAAGCAGCUGCAAUGGAUGGAACAAAUCGUCGAACAUUAGUGAACACACAUACUCAUCAAGUAUCUGGAAUUGUUGUGGAUAUAACUGCAAAGAGGGUUUACUGGGUUGAUCCUAAAGUUGAUCGACUUGAAAGUAUUGAUUAUCAGGGAAAUGAUCGUCGAAUUGUUGCUCAAGGAAUGAACGUUGUCCCACAUCCAUUCGGCUUGGCACUAUUUGAUCAAUAUCUUUAUUGGACUGAUUGGACUCGUCUCGGAGUAAUUCAAGUCGAAAAAUUCGGAUCCGAUACUAAAUUGUUGUGGAGUAACACUGAGAAUAAUGUAUUCCCAAUGGGAAUAUCUGCAUACCAUCCAAUGGCUCAACCAGGUCCUGGACAAUCUGAAUGCCUUGCAAUGAAAAUUGAGAAUCCAUGCACAAACGCAGAUUGUGAAGGAAUGUGUAUUCUAUCAAAGGAUAAUGGAGGUUUUGGUGUUGGAUAUAAAUGUGCAUGUCCAAUUGGUCAAAAACUAGUAAAUGGAAAGAGAUGUAUUGAUUCAAUUGAUUAUUUGCUAUUCUCAAGCAAUAAAAUUGUGAGAGGAAUAUUCCCAGAAAUCAAUGAAAAAGCUCUUGCUGAAGCUGUUCUACCAAUUUCUCCAAUAUCACAACGAAGAAUUGGAAUGUAUUUUGAAGUUGAAUGUGAUGUUCAUGGAAAUUCAUUCUUCUAUGCUGAUAUUAUGGAUAAUACUAUCUACAGAAUCCGUCCUGAUGGAGAAGGAGCUGCUCCAGUUCUUGUAACCCAUAAUGAUGGACUAUUCUCAAUGUCAUUUGAUUGGAUCAGCAAACAACUUUACUAUGUUGAUAAUAUCAGAAAUAGUCUUGAAGUUGUGAAGAUUGGAGAAACUGGAUUAGUUCAUCCAGACGAACUUGUUCGCCGUCAACUUAUUACAGAACUUCGUGAUCCAGUUUCAGUCGUUGUACAUCCAUGGAAAGGACUCUUAUUCUAUGCAGAGGCAAUGCGACCCGCUGCAAUCUACAGAUGCCACAUUGAUGGACAAAACUGCCAAGUUAUCCGUAACACCACUCUUGGCCGCCCAUCUGAAAUGGCUAUCGACUUUGCUGAAAAUCGUCUUUGCUGGGGAGAUACUCUUCUGAAAACGAUUUCAUGCAUGGACUUUGAUGGAAAGAAUGUGGUUAAGCUUGAUAUUGAUAACCCGAUUCCAGUUGCAAUUACAAUUAUGAAUGAAUACAUUUAUUAUGUACAUCAACGACCAUAUUCAAUUAGAAGAGUUCAUAAGAAGAAUGGAGGAGGAAGCAAGAUUGUUCGAGAGUUUGGAGCUGAUGAAAGAUCAAUCUUCUCUCUCAAAGCUUGUUCCCAUCAAAAUCAACCAAUUCCUGAUGAUUCACGAGAACAUCCAUGUCGUGCUUCUCAAUGCACUCAACUUUGUUUUGCAACUCCUUCGGAAUCUCAUCCAAACGAGCUUGAAGCAAAAUGUGCAUGUCGUCAAGGAUUUAUGAUCAAUAAGGAAAAUAACCAUAGUUGUCAGAAAGAUCCCGCUGAGAAAAUUGAGCAAUUGUGCUCAUCGAACUCAACACAAUUCCAGUGCAAGAAUGGAAGAUGUAUUCCAAAAGAAUGGAAAUGUGAUGGAGAAAAUGAUUGUUUGGAUGAAUCAGAUGAAAUUGAUGAGAAAGGAGACAAAUGUUUUCAUGAAACAGAAUGCGCAGAGAAUACAAUUAAAUGUAGAAAUACGAAAAAGUGUAUUCCAGCUCAAUACGGUUGUGAUGGUGAUAAUGAUUGUGGAGAUUAUUCUGAUGAAGAUGUUAAAUAUUGUAAAGACGGACAGAAGCCUGUAUGUGCUGCCAAGAAGUUCCAAUGUGACAAUCACAGAUGUAUUCCUGAACAAUGGAAAUGUGACAGUGACAAUGACUGUGGAGAUGGUUCCGAUGAAAAAUUGGAAAUGUGUGGAAAUGCCACAUGUGCUGCCAACCAAUUCUCAUGUGCAAACGGACGAUGCAUUCCAAUUUAUUGGCUCUGCGAUGGUGAUAAUGAUUGUUAUGAUGGAACUGAUGAAGACAAGGAAAGAUGUCCACCAGUUCAAUGCUCUGCUCUUCAAUUUAGAUGUGCAAAUGGUAGACAAUGUGUUCCAUUAAGAAAUCAUUGUGAUGGACAAAGCGAUUGUGAAGAUGGUUCAGAUGAAGAUUCAUGUGCAGUUACAGCAGAAUCUUGUACACCAGAUCAAUUCAAAUGUGUAUCAUCUGGUCUUUGUAUUCCUGCUUCAUGGAAAUGUGAUGGUCAACAGGAUUGUGAUGAUGGCUCCGAUGAGCCAAAGUUCGGAUGUACUAGUGGAAGACAAUGUAGUUCGGAUCAAUUCAAAUGUGGAAAUGGUAGAUGUAUCCUUAAUAACUGGCUUUGCGAUGGUGAGAAUGACUGUGGUGAUGGUUCUGAUGAAUCAUCAGAACGUGGAUGUAAGACUUCAAUGAAUGCAAGAAAAUGUCCAUUUGAACAUGUUGCUUGUGAAAAUGACCAAGAAACUUGCAUUCCACUUCAUCAACUUUGUGAUGGAAAGACCCAUUGUCCUGGUGGAACUGACGAAGGUGGAAGAUGUGCUCGUGACUUAUGCUCUGCUGACAGAGCUGGAUGCUCAUUCAAGUGUCAUAACAGUCCAAAUGGACCAAUUUGCAGUUGUCCAUUCGGUGAACAGCUUGUGAACAAGACCAAAUGUGAGCCAGAAAACGAAUGUUUGGAUUCCAGCAGUUGUUCUCAAAGAUGUAAAGAUGAAAAGCAUGGAUUCACAUGUUCUUGUGAUGAAGGAUAUGAAUUGGAUGUUGAUAAGAGAACCUGUAAGGUUGCUGAUAAUGUGAAGGAUACCAGAAUCUAUGUUUCAAACCGAAAUAGAAUCUACUACAGUGACCAUAAACUUGACAAUUGGCAUACUUUUGGAGCAAUUGUUGAAAAUGCAAUAGCACUUGCUUGGGAUAGUUUAACGGAUCGAAUUUAUUGGUCAGAUAUUCGAGAGAAGAAAAUUUUAUCAGCAAACAGAAAUGGAACAAAUGCAACAGUUUUCAUUGCUGAUGGACUUGAUAUCACUGAAGGAAUUGCUUUGGAUUGGGUUGGAAGAAAUCUUUAUUGGGUUGACUCUUCAUUAAAUACAAUUGAAGUUGCAAAUCUUGAAGAUCCAAAACAAAGAACUCUUCUCGUUCAUCAAAAUGUCAGUCAACCACGUGGAAUUGCUGUUGAUCCACGUAAAGGUGUCAUGUUCUGGACUGAUUGGGGACAGAAUCCAUGUAUCGAGAGAGCUUCAAUGGACGGAACAGAUCGUCAGAUUAUUGUAAAAACAAAGAUCUAUUGGCCAAACACUAUUGCCUUGGAUUAUACUACUGAUCGAGUUUACUUUGCCGAUUCUAAGCUUGACUUUAUCGAUUUUGUGAAUUACGAUGGAAGUGGAAGAACUCAAGUUUUGGCUUCAUCCAAAUUCGUUCAACAUCCACAUGCUCUUGCUAUCUUUGAAGAUAUGAUGUAUUAUUCGGAUAGAAGACUUCAAAAAUUACAAGUUUAUCCAAAAUAUCCAAAUGGAACAACAUCGGAAUACCCAAGUCAUACAUUCAGUAAGGCUUUGGGAGUUGUUGCAGUUCAUCCAGUACUUCAACCAGUUAUCAAGAAUAAUCCAUGUUCAACGAAUCCUUGCAGUCAUCUUUGUCUUCUUAAUAACAAGAACACAUUCACCUGCAAAUGCCCAAUGGGAGAGAAAUUAGAUGCAUCUGGAAAGAAGUGCAUUGACGACGCAAAACCAUUCCUCGUUAUCAUUCAAAAAACUAACGUUUUCGGAAUUGAAAUGAACUCUGCCUCAGAAAAAGAAACCCCAGUUCUCGCUGGAAUGGUUCCACUAUCUGGUCUUGGAAAUGCAUUUGACGCUGCCUAUGAUGCUUUAAGUGAAGAAAUGUUCAUUUUGGAGCAUACAAAUCAUGCCAAAACACUUGCUCAAAUCACGACUGAUUCUGCAAUUUAUCGAAGCACUGUUAACGGUGGAAACAAAACAAAAAUGUUCUCGUCGGCAGUUCCUGAUGAUGCAUAUUGUCUUGGUUUUGAUUGGAAUGGGAGAAAUUUGGUUGUUGGAAACAAGAUUACUCAAACAAUUGAAAUUAUUCGGACUCAAGGAAAACAAUAUCGAUCUGUAAUUCUAUCAAAUGAUCAAUCACCAACUGCCGUAGUGACUCCUGUUGCAAUUGCUGUUGAUGCAGAUAAGGGAUACGUUUUCUGGCUUGAUAGAGGAGGUGGUGCUGCUGAUGCAAAGGUUGCUCGUGCUGGAUUAGAUGGAAGUAAUCCAUUGGUUAUUGCAAGCAAUGAUUUGGCAGAACUCGAUCAUAUUGCAAUUGAUACCACUAAUACAAGAGUUUACUUCUCGGAAGCUAAAGCUGGAAGAAUUUCAUCAGUCACCUACGAUGGUCAAGAUCGUCAUUACGUGCUCAGUGAUGGUGGACGUCAACCAAAUGGACUUGCAUUCUAUGGAGAUCGUCUCUUUUAUGCUGAUUCGGCAUUUGAUUCAAUUGAGGUUGCCACAAUCAAUGGUGAUUCUCAACCACCACAGUGGACACAUUUCAAGAAGGAUGUUGAGAAUUUGGCUAAUAUUAAGGCAUUGCAACCUAGAGCAUCAUCAAGCGGUCACCCAUGUCAUAUUAACAAUGGAAACUGUGAUCAUAUUUGUAUUCCACUUAUGUUUGCCCAGAGGACAUGUACAUGCGCCAAUGGAUAUGUUAAGGAUGGGCAGACUUCGUGUAAACUCUUUGAUGAAUCAUUUGUCAUUGUCGCUACAAAGACCAAGGUUAUUGGAUAUCCAAUCGACGAAACACAAUCAAAAGGAGUUGCAAUGGAGCCAAUCGGAGGAUUAUCCAUCACAGGAGUUGAUUAUGAUUAUGAAUCAAAGACUAUCUACGUGGCAGAAGCAUCUGGAAUUAACAAGGGAAUUACUGCCUACACAAUUGGAGAAUCUUCACCAAGAGCUGUUAUCAGAGAUUCUAUUGGAUCAUUGACAAUCAAGAGUUUAGCAAUUGAUUGGAUUAAUUACAAUAUGUACUUUAUUAAUCAUGAUGCUGAACGUACGAAUAUUGAAGUGUCGAAGUUGGAUGGAACUUAUCGAAAGAUUCUAUUAACUACUAAAACUGAAACUCCAUCAUCUAUUGCUGUUGAUCCAGUUAGUAGAUAUUUGUAUUGGGCUGAUCAAGGACAAAAACCAACAAUUCAAAGAUCUUUCCUUGAUGGAUCAAGACGUGAAGUGAUUGUUUCAUCGGGAAUUGCUGAACCAACUGAUUUAGUUGUGGAUGUUGCCAGUAAAAUGAUUUAUUGGUCGGAUGCCAAGAUGGAUGGAAUCUACCGUGUAAGAAGCACCGGUGGAACGCCAGAACUUGUAAGAUCAGACAUUGCAUCUGCUGCUGGAGUGGCUCUUCACGGACAGAACAUGUACUGGACGGAUAACAGACUUGAAAAACUAUUCCGAGCAACAUCGAAGCCUAAUCAGACAUCUCUUCUCCUUUCUCCAACUACUGUUGCUGCUUCUCUCAAGGAUAUUGGUGACGUGGCAGUCUUCUCAUCCAACAAUCAACCAAGAGCAAGUUCUCCAUGUCAAAUCACAGAUAAUUUGAGAAAGAGUCCAUGUACUCAAUUGUGCUUCGCCACUCCUGGAACUCAAACUCCAACUUGUUCGUGCGCACGUGGUGUUCUGAAGGGAAGAACAUGUGAAGAACCAGACACUUAUAUUAUGUUCUCUGAUGGUGAUAAGAUUAUUGAUGUUGCAAUUGAACCAGAUGUCAAAGCAUCACGUCCAUUGAAGGAUCCAUUCCCAGAGAUUUCCAAUCUUCAAACUUUCGAUGUUGAUGUCAAUUUGAGAAGAGUAUACUUUGUUGUCGAAUCUCCAGUUGGAGUUAACAUUUCUUGGUUCUCAAUGAACAACGCGGAGAAUCCAAGACUCGUGUUUGGAGCUUCAAAGCAACCACAUGCAAAGGAGAUUCGUCAUAUUUCUGAUAUGAAGCUUGAUUGGUUGACACAGAAGAUCUAUUUUACAACUGGAAGAGGUGGAAAAGUGAUGGCAAUUGAUACAGCUGGAGAACAUCUUUCAACAAUUGCAUCCGGAGAUUGGACAUAUGCAUUGGCCAUUGAUCCAUGUUCAGGACUUUUGUUCUGGUCGGAUAGUGGAUAUAAGACAAGUGGAGGUCUUUAUGAACCAAGAAUCGAAAGAUCUAAUCUUGCGGGUGGAAGCCGAAAAGUCAUUGUAUCAGAGUCCAUAUCUCUUCCAGCUGCCAUCGCUGUUGACUUCAGAAAUCAGAAAAUCUACUGGGCAGACGUUAAUCGUUUGAAUAUCGAAGUCGCAGAUUAUGAUGGUCAAAACCGAAAGGUGAUUGCUUCGGGAUAUCGUGCAAAGUCAUUGGAUAUUUGGGAUAGAUGGCUCUACAUGAGUGAUCCUCUCAGUAAUGGCGUCUUCCGUAUCGAUAAGGAAUCUGGUUCAGGCCUCGAGAAUGUGGUUUCUGAUCGUAGAAUCCCAGGUGCUCUUCGUGUAUUUGCGAGCGAAUCAGAUGUUCGUACACGUAAUCAAGUGUGCAAUGCAUUGACUUCUCAACUCUGCAAGACUGAUAAUGGAGGAUGUGAUCAGUUGUGUACUGUCGUUGCUGAUGAUAUUGGAUUGGCUGCAAGCAAGGUUCAAUGUUCAUGUAAUGAUACAUACGAACUUGUACAAGAACCAGGAAAGGACUAUCCAACUCAAUGUGUUCUCCGUGGAAGUAACUCUGAACCUGCAAAAGAAUGUCUUCCACCAUACAAUUUCCAAUGUGGAGAUGGCUCAUGCAUCUUGCUCGGCGCAACGUGUGAUUCUAAACCAGAUUGUGCAGAUGCUUCAGAUGAGAAUCCAAAUUACUGUAACACUCGUUCAUGUCCAGAAGAUUACAAUCUUUGUACCAACCGACGAUGCAUUGAUUCUGCUAAAAAGUGCAAUCACAUUGAUGAUUGUGGAGAUGGAUCUGAUGAACUUGAUUGUCCAUCUGCAGUUGCUUGUGCUGAAGGUACAUUCCCUUGUUCCAAUGGACAUUGUAUCAAUCAGACAAAGGUUUGUGAUGGUCACAAUGACUGUCAUGAUGAACAAGUAUCCGAUGAGUCUCUUGCCACGUGUCCAGGACUUCCAAUCGAUUGUCGUGGAGUGAAAGUUCGUUGUCCAAACACAAACAUCUGUAUUCAACCAGCUGAUCUUUGUGAUGGUUAUGAUGAUUGUGGAGAUAAGGCUGACGAGAAUCAAUUGUUCUGUAUGAAUCAACAAUGUGCUCAACAUUAUGUCAGAUGCCCAUCUGGAAGAUGUAUUCCGGAGACAUGGCAAUGCGACGGGGACAAUGAUUGCUCUGAUGGAUGGGAUGAAACACAUACAAAUUGCACUGAUACUGCAGGAAAGAAGAUUUGUGUUGGAGAUUAUCUAUUCCAAUGCGACAAUCUUAAAUGUAUAUCCAGAGCAUUUAUUUGUGACGGAGAAGAUGAUUGUGGAGAUGGAUCAGAUGAACAUUCAAGACAUGGAUGUGGUAACAGAACUUGCACAGAUCAAGAAUUCCACUGUACCUCGAAUGCAAAACUAGCUCAACCAAAAUACGAGUGUAUUCCGAGAGCAUGGCUUUGUGAUGGAGAUGUUACUUGUGCUGGAGGAGAAGAUGAAUCAACUGAACUCUGUAAAACAGAAAAGAAAGAAUGCAAUAAGGGAGAAUUCAGAUGUAGUAAUCAACAUUGUAUUCAUUCAACAUGGGAAUGUGAUGGAGAUAAUGAUUGUCUCGAUGGAUCAGAUGAACAUGCUAACUGUACUUAUUCAUCCUGUCAACCUGAUUUCUUCCAAUGUGCCAAUCAUAAAUGUGUUCCAAAUUCAUGGAAAUGCGAUGGAAAUGACGAUUGUGAAGAUGGUUCAGAUGAAAAAGAUUGUCCAAAGAAUUCUGCAUCUGCACAAAAAGCAUCAAAAUGUUCAAACGGUCAAUUCCAGUGUACUUCAGGAGAAUGUAUUGAUGACGCAAAGGUCUGCGAUAGGAACUUUGAUUGUACUGAUCGAUCCGAUGAAAGCUCUCUUUGUUUCAUCGAUGAAUGCUCACUUGCUGAAAAACCACUUUGUGAGCAGAAAUGUAUGGAUAUGAAGAUUGGAUACAAAUGUGAUUGUUUCGAAGGAUUUGCAAUUGAUAUUUCGGAUCAAAAGAGUUGUCACAAUGUUAAUGAAUGCUAUGAAGGAAUCUCGGGAUGCAGUCAAAAAUGUGAUGAUAAGAUAGGAUCUUACAAGUGUGGUUGUGUCGAUGGAUACCAACUAUCAAGUGAUGAUCACAGCUGUAAAAGAACUGAAAUGGAACCGGAACCAUUCUUCCUGCUUGCAAAUAAACAUUACAUUCGAAAGAUUUCAAUAGAUGGAAAUAAAUAUGAAUUGGCUGCUCAAGGAUUCGAUAAUGUUGUAUCUUUGGAUAUAGAUCUUACUGAGAAGAAGGCAUACUUGAUUGAUCAAGGAAAACUGAGACUUUUGAGGGUUGAUCUUGAUGAAAUGGAUUCUCCACUGUCAUCUUAUGAAACUGUUUUGAGGCAUAAUGUUUAUGGAACUGAAGGAAUCGCUGUUGAUUGGGUCGGAAGAAAACUGUAUAUGCUUAAUCGACAAGAAAGAUCAAUUAGAGUGUGUGAACUUGAUGGAAGAUUCUGUAAAACUCUUAUUCGAGACAGAAUUCAACAACCAAAGGCAAUUGUUGUACAUCCUGGAAAGGGAUAUCUCUUCUUCACUGAAUGGUCUCUUCAACCUUAUAUUGGAAGAAUUGCUCUCGAUGGAUCUCCAGAACUUCAAGAUCCAAUCUUCAAGCUCGCAGAGCAUGAUCUUGGAUGGCCAAAUGCAAUUGCAAUCGAUUAUUUCUCGGAUCGUCUCUUCUGGGGUGAUGCUCAUCUCAACGAGAUUGGAUUCAUGGACUUUGAUGGAAAUGGUAGAAGACACAUUCCUGCUCAACGUACCAGUCAUGUUUCAUCAAUGGUUGUCUUUGAUGAUUAUUUGUAUUGGGCUGAUUGGAAUUUGAGAGAAGUUCUGAGAUGUGAUAAGUGGACAGGAAAGAAUGAAACUAUUCUCAAGAAGACUGUUCAACUUCCGAAUGAUUUGAGAAUUGUUCAUCCGAUGAGACAACCCGCGUAUCCAAAUCCAUGUGGAGAUAAUAAUGGCGGAUGCUCACAUCUUUGUCUUAUCGGAGCUGGAGGAAAUGGAUACACAUGUUCAUGUCCAGAUCAAUUUGUAUUACUCUCUGAUCAGAAGACUUGUGAGCCAAAUUGUACUGAAAGACAAUUUGCGUGUGGUGGAGACGAUGCCAAGUGUAUUCCAAAACUUUGGUAUUGUGAUGGAGAACCAGAUUGCCGUGAUGGAUCCGAUGAGCCUGGAGAGAGCAUCUGUGGCCAGAGAAUCUGUCCUGUUGGAGAAUUCCAAUGCACAAAUCACAAUUGUACUCGGCCAUUCCAAAUCUGCGAUGGAAACGAUGAUUGUGGUGACAGUUCCGAUGAGCAAAACUGUGAUAAGGCUUGUGAUCCAUGGAUGUUUAAGUGUGCAGCUACAGGAAGAUGUAUUCCAAGAAGAUUCACGUGUGAUGGUGAUGAUGAUUGUGGUGAUAGAUCAGAUGAAGCUGAUACUUUAUGUAUGUCAGCAGAAAGAAAUUGUACUGCCGAAGAAUUCAGAUGUAAUAAUAACAAAUGUAUUGCAAAGGCAUGGAGAUGUGAUAAUGAUGAUGAUUGUGGAGAUGGUUCUGAUGAAACACCUGAAUGUGCUCAAAUUGAAUGCAAGAAAGGAUGGACUAGAUGUUCAUCUUCUUACAGAUGUAUUCCAAAUUGGGCAUUCUGUAAUGGACAAGACGACUGUCGUGACAAUUCUGAUGAGGAUAAGCAACGUUGUCCUACUUGUGAUGAUGUUGGAGAGUUCCGAUGUGCAACAAGUGGAAAAUGUAUUCCAAGACGUUGGAUGUGUGACACUGAAAACGAUUGUGGAGAUAACUCCGAUGAAUUGGACGCAAGUUGCGGUGGAACCACUCGUCCAUGUUCAGAAUCCGAAUUCCGAUGUAACGAUGGAAAAUGUAUUCCUGGAAGUAAAGUGUGUGAUGGAACAAUUCAAUGUUCGGAUGGACUUGAUGAAUCUCAAUGUACACUUAGAAGAUGUUUACCUGGACAUAGACAAUGUGAUGAUGGAACAUGUAUUGCUGAACAUAAAUGGUGUGAUAGAAAGAAAGAUUGUCCAAAUGCUGCUGAUGAAUUGCAUUGUGAAGAUGUGUCUCGCCGUACUUGCUCUCCAUUCGAAUUUGAAUGUGCCAACUCCGUGUGCAUUCCACGUAAAUUCAUGUGUGAUGGUGACAAUGAUUGUGGAGACAACUCAGAUGAAACAUCAUCAGAAUGCAGAAGUGCUCAAUGUGAUCCACCACUUCGAUUCAGAUGUGCUCAUUCUCGUCUCUGCUUGAAUAUUCUUCAACUUUGCAAUGGUUUCAAUGAUUGUGGGCCAAAUGAUUUCUCCGAUGAGCAUUUGUCAAUGUGCUCAAGCUUCUCAGAAUACGGUGAUUGUUCAUCUGAUCAAUUCAAGUGUGCCAAUGGAAAAUGUGUGAAUGGAACAGUGGCAUGUGAUAGAAAGGAUGAUUGUGGAGAUGCUUCUGAUGAAAUUGGAUGCUCAAAGCACGGAGGAAAGACAAGCUGCGAAGCCUUCGGUAACAACGGUGGUUGCAAACAUAUCUGUACGGAUGUCCGUGAUGGAUUCUACUGUCAUUGUCGUGAUGGAUUCCGUCCAGAUCCACAGAGUCCAAAGGAAUGUAUUGAUAUUGAUGAAUGUGCUGGAAACAAUACUUGUACUCAAUUGUGCUUGAACACUAAAGGAUCAUAUCUGUGUAGAUGCCACGAGGAUUAUGAGAACAAUGUAGUUGUUGGAUCAAUGACUGGAAAGGAUUGCCGUGCAAAGGGAGAUGCUGCAAAUGUAAUGAUUGGAGCUGAUGAUUCUCUUGUUCAAUUAUCACUUCAUGGAUCUGGUACAAAUAGACAUGCAGCUGCAAAAGCAAAUGAUGAUGAUAAUGAUAUCAUUGGAAUUGCAUUUGAUCCAAGAAAAGAAUUGAUGUACUGGAUUGAUGGAAGUGAACGAACUAUUUAUAGAUCAGCAAUUGCAAAUGGAAAUCAAAGUCAUGAAGGACAGAAAUUGGAUGUUGACUUUGCAGCAAUGGGUGUAGUUCCGACUGCAAUUGCAGUUGACUAUACAACUGGAAAUUUGUUCAUCGCAGCUGUUUCUGAGAAUAUCGAAAAUGGACUUGUAACUGCAAGAAAGAAGAGAAUGUCUGAACCAAUCGAUAAUCAAAAUACUGGAUUCAUUUUUGUCUGUCUUCCGGAUGGACGUUACCUCAAAAAGAUUGUCGCAGGACAUCUCCAACAACCAACUGCACUCAUCACAGCUCCAUCUGCCGGAAGAAUCUGUUAUUCUGAUGCAGGACUUCAUGCAAAAAUAGAAUGUGCUGAUAUGGAUGGAACACAUCGUCAAAUCAUUGUUAAAGAUCUUGUAUUCUCUCCAACUUCAAUGGCAAUCGAUGAAGGAAAGGGAAAUCGAAUCUAUUGGGUCGAUCCAAAAUACAGAAGAGUUGAUGCAGUGAAUAUUGAUGGAAGUGAAAGGACUACUGUAGUUCAUGAUAGACAUAUUCCAUAUGCAGUUGAUGUAUUUGAGAAUCAUAUUUACUGGUUGAGCAGAGAAUCAAAAACUCUUUAUGUUCAAGAUAAAUUCGGAAGAGGAAGAGUUUCAGUGUUGGCAUCUGACUUGGAAGAUGGUCAUACUGUAAGAGUAAGUCAAAAGUAUGCAAAGGAUACUCAACGAACAGUUAGUGGAUGUGAAAGAGCUCAAUGUUCUCAUCUCUGUGUUUCUCUUCCUUCAACUGGAUUUGCAUGUCUCUGCCCAGAUGGAAUCGUUCCUCAACUUGAUGGAUCAUGUGCAACACAACAUGUUGAAGCACUUACAAUGCCAAAACAAUGUAAAUGUACAAAUGGAGGAAAAUGUCGAUUGGAUGGUUCAUGUGAAUGUACAUCUGAUUUUGAAGGAGAUCAAUGUGAAAAGGAAUCAAGUGUCAGUCGAAAGAUUAUUGGAACUCUUUCUGAGAAUUUCAUUACCGUUCUACUUUAUAUUCUUGCAUUCCUAUUUGCAUUUGGACUUAUUGGAUUCUGUGCAUUGAAUCUCUAUAAGAGACGUCAAUUGCUAUUUAAGAAGAAUGAAGCUGCUGAUGGAAGUGUUUCAUUCCACGGAAAUGUUAUCUCUUUCAGUAAUCCAGUUCUAGAAAACAAACAGGAUGCACCAGGAAGUGAAUUCAAUAUGCAACAGAUGACAUCAAUGCACGACGAUUCGACAACAUUCACGAAUCCAGUGUAUGAAUUAGAAGAUGUUGAUAUGUCAUCACCACCACCAUCAAAUGAUCAGCCAUCCACGUCAGCAUCUGCAAUGUCACCAAACAGACCAUCAACGUCUGCUGCGUCAUCUUUUGUGCCACCAACAUUUGAUCAAGAUGAGAUUGAAUUAAAGACUGCUGAUGAGAUUAUUGUCCCAAAAGCGGAAAUCUCGAAGCCACCAAUUCCAGCUCGACCCAAAAAGGAGAAAGCUGAUCCUCUACGAGUAGACAAUCCACUUUAUGAUCCAGAUUCAGAAGUUUCUGAUGUCUAAUUCUCUUUCUCUCGUAUUCUAAUCAAAACUUCUCUGAUUCUCCACUCUGUGAUACGUUUUUUUUUUCAUAUUUUGUACAUGAUUUUCCUAUAUUUUUCAGUUUUUUUUGUUUCAAAUGUUUUUCCCAAAAAAAAUUCCUCUUCUCAAAAGUGCCUUCCCCCACACAUUUGCUCCCUGUAACUCAAUUUUGUGCCCAUUUAGAUAUUAUUUUCACUAGAAAUUUCCAUAUCUUUUCCCCUCCAUCCCCGAUCCCCGCGUGGUAUUGAUCACACGUGUAAGCUUCUCACUUUUUUUUUCAUAUUUUCACCAAAAUUUCUAUUAGAAUCAUAAAUAAUAAUAAAUUAUUAUAAACUU
Caenorhabditis elegans is the source of this 14711-nucleotide messenger RNA. RefSeq names its product Low-density lipoprotein receptor-related protein (gene lrp-1). Gene Ontology annotation, molecular function: cargo receptor activity; calcium ion binding. The record is from RefSeq and is marked reviewed. Gene Ontology annotation, cellular component: membrane. Gene Ontology annotation, biological process: vesicle-mediated transport; animal gross anatomical part developmental process. Lineage: Eukaryota; Metazoa; Nematoda; Chromadorea; Rhabditida; Rhabditidae. The coding region runs from base 96 to 14357 and encodes 4753 amino acids. The transcript is spliced from 27 exons.